GAAAGUGAGAGGAAAGUAAAUGACAAAUGAAAGGUAGAGAGAAGGGAGUUAGCUAGGGUAUAUAUACCACCACAAACCAACAUGAAGAAUCAUUGUAACUUGAGGAAGUAUAUCACACCUAAUUACAACACCUAGAUGGAUUGGUUUUAGGCAAGCUGUUCUGCAAGGGAGUUUAAGUGUGCACUGGAAGAGAGCACAUCAUUUGCUAAAACACCAUCUGUUUUCCAGGAAGAAAGCUGAAGAACGCAUCACCACACAAGAAAAGAGAGCCUUUAAAACAGACAAGUUAAGUUUUACAAGCAGAGUAUCUUCAAAAGUCAUCUUAAAUUAUUCUGUUUGUUGCAUUGCUAGUGAAUCAGGGACUGUAUCUUUCAGAAUCUUCACUUUCUAGUAAGAAGUUGAUCAGUAUCCAUAGCAACCAUGCAACUAAGAGAAGCAUCAUCAUCACUUCUCCUCUGUGCACUGGUCCUGAUUGCUACCAAGUUGACAGAUGCCUGCUCCUGUAUGCCUGCUCAUUACCAAACACUAUUCUGCAGAGCUGAUGCUGUGAUCGAGGGAACGAUCAAGAGUACAUCAUUCAUAUACGGCGACAAUGCAGUGACUGACAAUGAGAUCUAUGGUUCUUCAAUGGACUAUAGCUACACAGAUCUUCUUCCUCCAUUAGUUCUCCCUCGGUAUCCUCUCUUCGUUGUCUACAACCUGACUAUCAAAGAGGUCUUCAAGGGGGAAGAAGAAUUGGCAGGAAUCACUACCAUAUCAGUGUCUAGUGCAGCCAGUGGAGCUAUGUGUGGAGUGGCAGAUCUACAGGAUGGAGAAAGCUAUAUCUUGAGUGGUUUUCUAUGGGAUGGAGAGUUAAAUGUUGGCCUGUGUAGCAGUUGGGUUCAACCAGUAAAUGAUCUCUCAGCAUUCCAAAAGAGAGGACUCAAACGACUCUAUGCCAAGUCAUGUGAUGACUGUCGGAUUUGCUCAGCAAAGUAUGACAAUGACUGUUUGCCUACUGAGGGGUGUAUGGGAUCCUAUACUUCACCUUGUGUCAGAAUGAACUCUGCAUGCAUCCGCAACAGCAAAGGCCACUGCUCUUGGAAAAACAGCAAAUACUCAAAGCUUUGCUGAGGACUUCAUCAUCACCAGAUAGUCAUCCACAAAACAAACUAACUCAGAGUUAAAUGAGAUGGAGAAAUAAUCUGUCUUGGAAAUCUAAUCGGGGGACUGAUGAAGUUUGUGAAAAUAAUUACUAAUACCAUUAAUCUUGUCGACCACUGACUUCUCCAAUUCCCAUAUUAGACUUGGUACAGAGCUCAGCUGUUCUAUAAGGCGACAAGUUAAAGAACAUGCAUUAAAGAAAUUGAUGGACUAAGUUCAGAGUGGGUCUAACAUCUACAUGUAAUACCCCUUUCAUAAACCCAUCCUCCAAUUAGCCGCCUAAGAUUAAUGCGGAUAAUUCAAUAAAGAUUGCGUUCACAAACUCCGAAAAUAAUCCGCACUAUUUUUACGAGCGCCCGUCCUGAAAAAGGCAGAUAAUCGUCAUGACAACUGCACACGCCCCCUCCGAUGCGGUUGUGUUGGAAAAGGGUGACCUUGUGACCGCACCAUGGCAAUUAUCCGCAUUAUUUGGAAAUGCGUUCAUAAAGUCAAAAUCUGGUCCCGAUGCCGCUAUUAUGCGGAUAAUUGCAGCAUCAAAAUAAUGCGGAUAACUCUGGUCCUCCUCCGAUUCUACGACCAAAUUAUGCUGCUAUUAGCCGCAUAAUUGGGUUUAUGAAAGGGGUAUCAUUCACUCAAUGACACAUCAUCCUACUAAUGGGGUGUAGCAAGAAACCUUCAGUUGAUCACAAGUCAAUUUAAGGUCCCAAAAUCAAUUAAAAGUCAUGUAUUUCAUUACAAAUUUACAAUUGAUUGAUGGUUUGCUUCAUGCAUUAGCAAAUAUAAAUUGAUUUGCUUUAGUUAAUAUUGGUCUAUCACUUGUAAAUUUGCAUCUGGAAUUUGCAAAUAUUUUCUUGCAAUAGCCCCUAAGUUGAAUGGUAAGUCAUUAUAUACAUUUGCAUCAUGUAUAUGACUAAUUCUUUGAUGUUUAAUUCUAGAUGACAUUUUCAUUCUGAUGGAGAUGAUUUACAGAUCAAUUUUUUUUAGAGUUACAGAUGGCAAAGCAGUCUUCUUUUUCUGUCUUUAAUUUGACCUUACAAUAACCGAAACUGGUAUAUCUAACUUAUUACUAUGAGAAACUUGUCAAUGUUGUCUUCAGAUUAUUACGGCAUGAUUACCCUAGCAUGAGGGUUAUAUAGAGGACACUGAGGUUGUUGAAUUUGAAAUAAUUAGUAUAGCCUAACCCACAAGGGACCUAUCCAAGAUAGCCUACUUUUCUACAAAUUCAACCUUACUUCAAAAUGAUAGAGUUUUAAUAAAAUUACUGAUGCAAAGUUACAUAAAGGUUUACUAAGCAGUAAGGUUAUCAAGGACAGAUUUAACCUAUCAAUUUAUUUAACUAUUACAUUAAUAGGCACUGAAUAGGGACUACCAACAUCCUGCAGGCAAUGAAUUAAAUGUGGAAUAAGAGGCAUUAAAGUUUGUCUUCCUUAUAUCUUUGUUCAAUUAUGGGUGUGUAGCAAGAAACUUUUUUUGAAAUCGAUUGCAAAUGAUAACUGCAUAUUUUCAAUUGAUAGUUCAUUUCUCUAAAGAAUUCAUUUUAUUCUUCCUGUGAUUGACAAGCAAUCAUUUGUAAAGUUAUUGUGAUUGAUUGUAAGGCUUACGAUCAGUUCUGGGCCUACACUGAUUUGCAAUUGAUUGCAGGUUUCUUGUAAUGCCUCCUUAUUCAUCUACUCUUCAUUGUUCUUCCAUAUUUUUUUAUAUUCUUUCCUUGGUUGAUCUUUGUAUUGCUAUGGCCUUAUGUAACAUACAUGAAUGUAAUGUUUCAAAUUCAUUGACUUUCCUUAUCUCAUUAACAUGUCAUAUUAUGAUGUUGAUAGUUACAGUACUAUUUUGUGAAUAUGAUAGUUCAUUAAUAUCCUUUUUAAUAGGAGUUUUAUCUUACAGAUCGCUUAUUAAAUAAAGUAUUAGAGAAUUAACAUUUUGAAAAUAAGCGAGUGCAAUAGUAUAUGAUUCCAAAAUAUAAAACCAAGUGAUUUUUGCAGAGCCAAACAUUCUUCUUUAAUCAUACAGCAAGAAACAAUUAAUCAAAAUCAAAGAAUGAUUGCUCAAUUGAGGGUACAUGUACAUAUUUAUCAUAAAAUAAGCAUAGUGAAAUUAUACAAAGCUACAAAGUUUAGGAUUCCUUAGUUUUUUUCUGGAAAACAUAUCAUGACUGAAGUAGUUGAUUCAAUCUGUCAUUUUACUUAUAAUUUUAUGUACCAUUCCUUCUCUUUGUAUUGCACAUUCCUGUCAAAAGUAUUUUGUCUUAUUGUGUAUAUAUUAUUUGGGACAUGGAGAUUUACUUCUUUUUAUAUGUAUAAAUACCCUUCUCUUUUUGUGUACAUAAAUGUAUUCAAAUAUUUAUUCCCUGAAUAUAGACACAAAUAUUUUGUGUCAAAUAUUAAGACAUUGGUGUUCCUAAGUACUUAGAUGUUCAGAAAAAUAAAUAUGUUCCAUAACAACAAAGAUGCAUAUUUUGUUUUCAUUAUUAUUUAUGUUAACUUCCAGAAAAUAAAUGAUUUUAUUUGAAUAUAUUGUACAUUUAUAUUCAUACUUCUGUACAAGGGAUUUAUAGUUGGCAUUGUAAUACAUGAUAUAUUUAUGAAGAAGAAGAUGAUGAUGAUGAUGUGGUUAGAAUGAAAAUGAUAUUAAGACAAUGAAGAUGUUGAUGCUGCUGAUUGUGAUGGUAAUGAUGUAGAUGGCUAUAAUAAAUACAAUCAUAAUAAGGAUGACGACAAUGACAAUGAUGACGAUGUUGAUGACGAUGAUUAUGAUAAUAAUAAUUGGCAUUUGUAUAGCGCUUUAUCAUUCU
Molecule: messenger RNA, 3934 nt
Organism: Lytechinus pictus (painted urchin)
Lineage: Eukaryota; Metazoa; Echinodermata; Echinoidea; Temnopleuroida; Toxopneustidae
Product: metalloproteinase inhibitor 1-like
Exons: 4
Coding region: 421-1113 (230 amino acids)
Biological process (GO): negative regulation of endopeptidase activity; negative regulation of membrane protein ectodomain proteolysis
Cellular component (GO): extracellular matrix
Molecular function (GO): metalloendopeptidase inhibitor activity; protease binding
Source: RefSeq, a predicted model, not a curated record